Anopheles arabiensis is the source of this 4169-nucleotide messenger RNA. RefSeq lists its product as uncharacterized. Gene Ontology annotation, biological process: chromatin remodeling. Gene Ontology annotation, cellular component: nucleus. The record is from RefSeq and is a predicted model, not a curated record. Gene Ontology annotation, molecular function: histone H3K9 demethylase activity; histone H3K36 demethylase activity. The coding region runs from base 210 to 3374 and encodes 1054 amino acids. The transcript is spliced from 5 exons. NCBI's taxonomy places the organism in Eukaryota, Metazoa, Arthropoda, Insecta, Diptera, Culicidae.
CGGUGUGAGUGUGUCAGAACAGUUUUUCAUCUCGUCGAGGCUGGUGCACGGGUACACGGCCGCACCACAUACAAGCGUGAGGUGAAACAAUUCCGUGAACUCCGUGUGCUCCGUGACCAAAAAAAGAAAAAGCUACAAGUGAUCUUUAUUCUGCGGUUAGAAAGGUCCACAUACACAACGCGACAAAAAGACUACCACAAGCACACAAAAUGUCAGAGGACACACGCGUGAAGAUACAGGUCUUCCGGCCCACCUGGGAAGAGUUCAAAGACUUCCCGAAGUACAUCGAAUACAUCGAGUCGCAGGGCGCCCACAAAGCCGGUCUAGCAAAGAUAAUUCCUCCCCCAGAGUGGAAGCCGCGCAAAAGUGGGUACGAUUUGGAUAGUUUAGACAUUACUAUUCCGUCGCCCAUCUGCCAGGUGGUUGCCGGCAAGCAGGGGCUCUAUCAACAAAUCAAUAUUCAGAAAAAUGCACUCACGGUCAAGCAGUUUGCUGAGUUAGCCAACACAGAACGCUAUGCUACUCCAAAACAUUUCGACUUUGAAGAUUUGGAGCGAAAAUACUGGAAAAACAUAACCUAUGUGGCUCCGAUUUAUGGUGCCGAUGUGUGUGGAAGCAUCACCGAUAAAGACUGCAAUAUCUGGAACAUCAACCAUCUCGGUACGAUUUUGGACUUUGUGGACGAAGAUUACGGCAUCUCGAUCGACGGGGUGAACACCGCCUACCUGUAUUUCGGCAUGUGGAAAACAACCUUCGCCUGGCACACGGAGGACAUGGACCUGUACUCGAUCAACUAUCUUCACUUCGGGGCACCGAAGACGUGGUACGCCGUGCCGCCGGAGCAUGGCCGCAAGCUGGAAAAGCUGGCCAGAAACAGCUUCCCCGCCAGCCACAAGACCUGUCCCGCCUUUCUGCGCCACAAAAUGACGCUGAUCAGCCCGCAGAUACUGAAGCAGCACAACAUUCCGUACGAUAAGAUAACGCAGGAGGAGAACGAAAUCAUGAUCACGUUCCCGUUCGGCUACCAUGCCGGCUUCAACCACGGGUUUAACUGUGCCGAGUCGACCAACUUCGCGAUGCCCCGGUGGAUCGAGUACGGCAAGCGGGCGGCCCAGUGCUACUGCAGCUCGGAAAUGGUGAAGAUACUGAUGGACACCUUCGUGAAGCGGUUCCAGCCGGACCGGUACGAGGCGUGGAUGGACGGUACGGAUUUCGGGCCGCAUCCGGAGGAUCCGACCACGAUACUGGGCCCGCCGCCCCGCAUACUGGACGCGAGCGGCGACGAGCGGGACGAGGGCAUCGAGGACGGUGGGCCGGCGACGGCCGCGGCGGCGGCUGCACCGCUCAAGAAGGGCUGCAACCUGACCGUCAGCAUACGGAACGUUUCGUUCAAGGAGAAAAAUCCCGACCUCGACCUGACGGACAUCCAGCAGAACCCGCACCUGCCGGACGACGUGAAGCAGGCGCUGUACGGCAUCGCCGACGAGGAGGAGCCGCCCAAGCCGGCGAAAAGCUUCAAACAGUCCUCGUACGAUCCGUUCGACGACGAGGACGAGGAGGAGGAGGACGAGUAUCUGGAGCGUCGGAAGAAGGCGGGCAAGAAGAGGAAAAAAGUGGACAGCGAUUACGACGACGACUGGUACUCCACCACGCACGCCAAAUCGAAGGGACGGAAAAGUGGGACGCCCAAAAAGCGGGACGACACGCCACUGGACAUGGAAAAGCGCGAAAGGCAGCUGGCGGCGAAAAGGCUCAACAUCAAUAAAAAGCGCCAGGAGCAGCGGCUCGAGAAGGAACGGCUACUGCAGCAGCAGCAGCGGCUCGAGAAGGAACGACUACAGCAGCAGCUGCUCCUCCGAAGGCAGCAACAAAAUCGACCGACGAACGGUAAAAGCAGCAACGGCAUGAUCGACCGGCAGAAGGCGAUGCCGCGCACCAUUCCACCCGAUCCACUGCGCAUCGAAACGAGCUCGAACCGGGGCGGAGCAGCGGCGCCAGUGGGAAGAGUGUGCGUACUGAAGGCACCGUUCUACCAGCGACGGGCCGCAUCGCUGGACGAGGUCGAUCCGCUCAGUGUGCGAGCGCGCCAAUCUUUGCCAUCGACCAAAGCGCCGAAACCGACGCCGAUGAUCGGCAAGCCGGCUGAGCGCAAGUCGCUGCCCGAUACCUUCCUGUCGGAUGUGGCGAAACGGUACCCGGAGCUGGAAAUACGUCCCGCAAAGGACUACCUGUUAACCUCCGUUGGCUACAAGCAGGAAAAGCAAUCCAUACCAUCCAAAGCCGUUGCUGCUAAGCCACGAAGUGUAACCAAACCGAUUCAGGCAGCCACUAGUCCGCUGAUACCGAUCGACAAACGGCCACCGCAGGGUAGAAAAUCGUUACCAGCCGUUCCUAGCGCCAGCAGUGCUCCCGUGCCCACACCAGUCUCGGGCAGCGCUGCGACUGCAGGCAGUACGUCCGUUCCCACAAACUCGACUCCAAAACCAAAAUCGGCUACGAAGCGACGGAAAUCCACGCCCGCCGUGUCCGCCAAGCCGGUAGUGUACGAAACGGCGCUCAAAAAACCGUCGCCCGAUUUGUUCGACAACAGCAAAGACUUUUUCACCGUGUUCAAUCAAUUCGUGGCCGGUGAUCAGAUGCAGGUGACGACGACGCACCACCCGGUGAUGGAUAAACCGGUGAGCAGUGUGGCCACCGUACCGGUGCCGACCAAAACAAGCUCCCUGCCCGUUGCCGGACCACUGUGGAACAAUAAGGUUCGUCCGCUGCUGGUGAACAGCACCUCGCAGAUCGUGCGUGCGGCCAGCGCGCUGCAAAUGCCGACUCCCCCAGCAAGCAGUACUCCCAUUGAAACGCUAAAAUCCACUGAAAUUGCUGCAACGUGCGUAAACUAUGUUGCACAGCCGAGGCAGGUGCCGGUAGCACCGGUAAAUAGCAUCCCUACACCAUCAUCCUCGUCCACGAAUGGUGGUCCGGUUGGGGGUGAAAUGACCGAAAAUCAACGUGAUGCCGCUACCCAGCAAGCCGCCGCCGACUCAACGGUUCUACUGCUGCACAACGGCAACCAGCUCAAUGUGAUGGAUCGUACGAUCCUGAAGGUACCAAAGCCACCGCAACCACCACCCAUUACGAUACCGGUGGUAGCGUCCGACGGUAUCAGCCCGAACAGCAACGGCACGUCACAGCCGUCAAGCAAUGUUAUUAAUGUUUUAAUAAUUAACGGUACCGAUGUGAGUACCGUAACGCCAUACACUAUUGACACACCACCGCUGCUACAGGAUGAUCAACUGGCGCCCAUCGCGAGUAGUACGCUAGUGCAACCAACAGCCUGCGUAAGCGAUACACUAAUCCAAACCAAUAGUACAUGCAGUUAAGUAGUUGUUUUACCCAGCAAAGGGUGCUUAUUUACCAAAAAAACAAACACACAAACCUCCUCUCCCGCCCCCACACACACACACGCUAUAGGAAGGUAAAUGGAGCAGCAGCGCUUUAUUGUGUGCGCUUUGGCUCUCCCGCAAAUGUACUCAGCUCACAUCUGCUCUAACCACCCUCCAUGCUCUAGUAAUUAAGUGGCCAUACACUUUCGUUUCUUUUAUUUCAUCAAACAAUUUCAAUUCAUGCUUUAAUUUACAUUCAGUAGGCCAGGGUACAUCGGCAGCGACACACUGAGCAUUUAUUUUUACCUUUAUGUGAUUUACUACAUUAGUGUAGCGCGCCCAGGAGACGUAUAAAUUUAUAAGAAACACAGACACACACUCACACCACCCAGAGUAGGCCGCCGUUUUAGUAUUGGUUAAGAUGUAAGUGUACGAAAAUUAGUGUGCUUUAAUUUAAUUGUCGUCUUGGUCUCAAUUGCUUAAAAUUAAAAGAAAAACAAACAAACACGGUACGUCAGUUAGGCGUAAAAGAGAGAGAGAGAGAGAGUUUAGUGUAUCGUUAAGUACGGCACGAAACGUUGUACUAAGAAAGGCGAGUCAGUGCAGUCAGUUUAGCGUGCACUGUAGCUAAGUUAGUAGCACAUUGCGCUACACCCUAUCUCUGCUAUCUGUUACCUACACUCACACUUUAACAUAAAAACUGCUAUGAAUAUAGUAAUAUAAAUUUAAAUUUUACGAAAAAAGAACUAUAGACAAAGUGAUUUCAAAUGAAUAAAACUCAUUAAAAACGAA